AUGCGCCUCAAGGAACGUGAUCUCCUCCUUCUACUUCUAACGCUUGUAGCGCUCAGGAGCGUCUACAGCAUCGCAACCUCUGACGCCCCAUCCGACAAUUCGAAGCUCAGAGAAGAGGUUGAUCUUUCUUCUACCGACUCGUUGGCUUCUCAAGACACUGAUUCAACGCAGAAAGAGACAUUAACAGAAGACGUCCAGAUCGCCACAGAUACCGACGUUUCUUCCAAUCCACAGCGUAUUCCAGAGACAGAUGAGCCAAUAGCAGACGCUCAACUUGCAGAUGAAGAUGUUGAUCCACUUUUAGAUGUUCCCAGUGGUCUUUUUGAAGUGGUAGACGCUGAUAGUGUAGACACUCAUAAGCGUCAGAAUUAUGCCUCAUUGGAUGCUGGAGCUACAAUUCUUGAUGCAGCACCUGAUACUAAAAGUCCUACAAACCUUUUAGUACCUGAUAAAGAUCGUUAUAUGCUCACACCAUGCUCUAAUUCCAGAAAAUGGGUCGUCAUUAGUCUUUCGGAGGAUGUACAUGCAGAUGCUAUUGCAGUUGCCAACUAUGAAAAGUUUUCGUCAACUGUUAAAGACUUUAUCGUCCUGGGUAGCAUCAACUAUCCGACCGAUACGUGGCUCGUGCUCGGCAACUUUACGGCUACACAUACAAAUGGAGAACAGAUUUUUCAGCUGGACGCACAACAGCAUGUGCGGUAUAUAAAGUUUCGCUUUCUAUCUCACUAUGGAUCCGAGUAUUACUGCACACUGAGUCAACUACGUGUAUUUGGUCGAACGUUUACGCAAGUGAUUUCUCAGCUGGAAAAAAGCAUUGACGCAGAAGUAGAAGCCCUGGAUGCGAAGGCGGCAAUCCCAACACCUCUGCCAUCUCCUUUGCCUAAUAGCGCCGAGGUCUCCGUGUCUCACAUCCCAGACCCGACGGAGCUCACGAAUCAGUGCUUGAUGGAGAAAAAUAACACAGUCGCGGCUGUUUUUUAUGAUAAAGCACAGCAGAUUGAGCACUAUCGUGAUCAUGGAAUGUGUUGUCUAGUCGACUACACUCCGGAGCAGAUUGGAGCAGAAGCUGCCGCUAAUAACGCCAUCGAGCAUGUGCCAACCUCAAGCCUCGACCUCGUUGAGACUGACGGAGUUGAUGGCGCAGUCCCGGUUGCUACACCUGUACCCGACAAAAAUGCGUCGAAUGUUUCUGUGGUUGGCGGCUCUAGUUUCAAUACAACUGCAUCAAGUAGUGGAGCAGUAUCAGCUUCGCUAGUGCCCACUGCUCAUGGCACUGCUGUAUCGUCUACACAAGGCCUCGGUCCACUAGAAAGUAUUUUCGUCCGUAUCACCAAGAAGAUCCAAGCCUUGGAAGCAAACCAGAGUGUCAUGGGAAGGCAACUCGAGGAAUUGCACACGCAUCAGUCGGCAGCUAUAGAGAUGCUACAGUCAAAUCAAGAGUCGCUGAAGGAGAUUCGCACCAUGAUCGUGGACUUGAAGGACAACGUAACAAAAGAGCUAUCGGCAUACGAACAAACAUUGAUGAACUAUGGUCGGCUACUUGAUGAUGUUCGGCGAGAGAACAUUGCUCUUUGGAAUGAGAUGCUUAUCGUGCGCGAGGUCAUCACAACCAUGAAAGCAGGCAUUCUUUGUGCCAUCAUCCUGUCUGGAUGCAUCAUUUUAUUUUACCUACUUCGUCUCCUGUUUCGCUGUGUAUCGAAGUGCAAGGAGCGCGCUGAUCUACGGGAGUGGUUCUGGCGCAUGGAACAUCAAGAAAGUAGCGGAGGUGAUACAGGCACGAAUAAUGGGGCUUUGCGCGUGAACCGAAGAGCACAAUUCGGUUCGUCCUGGGAUGACUCAGCAAUCGAGCGAAAAACUCUUGUUAGCGACAUAAUUGGCGACGGUCCACAGAAAUUCCGUCGCCGAACGAAGAGGUCAAGCCAGCCGUCGAGUUCAUUAAAGCGCUGUAGGAAAUGA
Messenger RNA from Peronospora farinosa, 1956 nucleotides. NCBI's taxonomy places the organism in Eukaryota, Oomycota, Peronosporomycetes, Peronosporales, Peronosporaceae. The record is from the annotation of a GenBank genome assembly.